Phyllostomus discolor (pale spear-nosed bat) is the source of this 1285-nucleotide messenger RNA. RefSeq names its product putative tripartite motif-containing protein 61. The transcript has a single exon. The record is from RefSeq and is a predicted model, not a curated record. Gene Ontology annotation, molecular function: zinc ion binding. Bases 188 to 835 code for a protein of 215 amino acids. NCBI's taxonomy places the organism in Eukaryota, Metazoa, Chordata, Mammalia, Chiroptera, Phyllostomidae.
GUGUUAAUAUAUAUACUAGAGGAUGACAAGAAGACUGAAUAUCUGCUGGUGGCUUGAACUCUUCUUAGAAGCUCCUGCUGCCUUCCACAGAGAGCAAGAACUGAGCAGACAGCAGUCCUCAGUCCUAGGUCCUGGAGGCUCAUACUAACUGCUGAGAGUCUCCUCAGACAGAAACCUGCACUGCACAAUGGACUUUGCAGCCUCCCUCUUCGAGCUCCAAGCAGAGGCCAGCUGCCCCCUCUGCCUGGAUUACCUGAGAGACCCAGUGACCACUGAGUGUGGACAUAGCUUCUGUCACUCCUGCAUCCAGCAGCGCUGGGAAGAUCUCCAGGACAUCUUUCCCUGUCCUGUCUGCCUCCACCAUUGCCCUGACAGGAACAUCAAGAAGAACACUCAACUAUGCCACAUAACUGAUAUUGUUAAGCAGAUUCCCCCCACAGGGAGGGAGAGGGAACUGCAGGAAGAAAAGCCCCUGUGUGUGAAGCAUCAUGAGGUUCUGACCCUGUUCUGUGAGGAGGACCUGGAGCUGUUGUGUCCCCAGUGCAGUGCCUCAUCAGACUAUGAGGAUCAGCCCCUGAUACCCAUUGAGGAAGCUGCAGCUAGUUACAGGAGGAAGCUCCAAAGGUAUGUUGUGCACCUGAGUGUGGAGAUUGAAGAUGCAGAAGUGGGAUAUGAAUAUCAAACUGCAAAAACUUUACAGGUGAUGAGGAAGAUGGAAUAUUGGAAGAGGGAGUUACACUAUGAAUAUAAAGAACUUAAGUGUUCCUUGGAAUUAGAGCAAGAGCAAAUUAAUUCCAUCUACUUAUGGAAGAGAAGGAUGUUGAAGAAAAACUGAGAAUAGAAGACAAAUCUCAAACCAUAUGUUCAUGUUAAAUAAUAUGUUAAGUGAAAUGGCAGAGAAGUGUUUCCUGACAGACCUGGAUUUACUCACAGAUAUUAAAAGUAUCCAUAAGAGGUAUGAACACUUAGAGACCCCAGCAGUCUUUCCAUAUGAAUUAAAGAAGAAGAUUUGCAUCCUCCCUCCACAUUAUUUUGGCCUGCAUAAAAUGAUCAGCGCAUUUCAGGUAGAUUUGAUCCUGGAUCCUGAAACUGUCCGUCCAAGUCUCUUAAUCUCAAGAGAUAGAAAAAGUAUGACUUAUAAGGCACCAAGUGGUCUUCAUGAUCCCCAGGUACAUACUUCUUACCCAGCGGUCCUCAGUUCUGAGGCAUUUGAUGCUGGCAGGCAUUUUUGGCAGGUAGACAUAGGAGGCACACAUAAGUACUUCUUAGGUGUGUGUAAAGAAUA